AUGGAGCCAAUUCACUGGUUUAUGGUCCUAUGGAUCACAUUGAGUCUAAUGAUCUUCCAAAACUCAAGCAACGUGGAAGGAAGAUAUCAUUUUCACAAGAGGAACAAAAGCUCCCCUGCUCCUUCCCCUGACACUGGAGAGCCAGUUGCUCCUUCAACUCCAAGCCUCAGCCCUCCUCCCCUUUCAAAUGUGCCCUCAGACCCUUACCCUGAGGACCCUGGAAAUAAUUCUUCUGGUUCUUCUGAUUGUGUGUUCAAUGUCAUGAAUUAUGGGGCAGUUGGUGAUGGCUCUGCUGAUGACACUGCUGCAUUUAGAGCGGCUUGGAAAGAAGCCUGUGCUGUAGAAUCUGGUGUGGUUUUCGCUCCUGCAGAUUACAGCUUCAAAAUUACUUCAACCAUCUUCUCAGGUCCUUGCCAGCCUGGACUGGUAUUCCAAGUAGAUGGGAUUCUGAUGCCGCCGGAGGGGCCUCAGACUUGGCCUAAAGGAGACAGCCAAAAACAGUGGCUUGUGUUUUACAGACUUGACCAAAUGACUUUCACUGGGAGCGGAACCAUUGAAGGCAAUGGCCAAAAGUGGUGGGAUCUCCCAUGCAAGCCUCACAGGGGUCCUAAUGGAUCCACAUUGCCAGGACCAUGUGACAGCCCUGCUUUAAUUAGAUUCUUCAUGAGCAACAAUUUGGUGGUGAGAGGGUUGAGAAUCCAAAACAGUCCUCAGUUCCACAUGAAGUUUGAUGGCUGUGAAGGUGUACAGAUUGAGAAGCUGUCCAUUUCCUCACCAAAGCUUAGCCCCAACACAGAUGGGAUCCACAUAGAGAACACAAAAUCUGUUGGCAUAUACGACUCGAUGAUUAGCAAUGGUGAUGAUUGCAUUUCAAUAGGAACAGGAUGUGCCAAUGUUGAUAUAAGAGGUGUCACUUGUGGACCAAGUCACGGGAUUAGCAUUGGGAGCCUUGGUGUGCACAACUCUCAAGCAUGUGUUUCCAACAUAACAGUGCGUGACGCUGUCAUAAGGGAGUCCGAUAACGGAGUCAGAAUCAAGACAUGGCAAGGCGGGACGGGCUGUGUAUCCGCCAUAGUAUUUGAGAACAUUCAAAUGGAGAAUGUGAUGAAUUGCCUACUAGUAGACCAAUAUUACUGCCUAUCAAAGGCCUGUCGAAACGAAACUUCAGCAGUUUUUGUCACAGACUUGACAUAUAGAAACAUAAAGGGCACAUAUGACGUGAGGAGGCCUCCAAUUCACUUUGCUUGCAGUGACACGGUGGCUUGUACAAACAUCACACUCUCGGAAGUUGAGCUUUACCCACACGAAGGAGAGCUGAUGGAUGAUCCAUUUUGUUGGAAUGCUUAUGGGACUCAAGAAACAGCCACUAUACCUCCAAUUGAUUGCUUGCAGGAUGGAGAUCCUGAGAGUGUGGCUGAGGUGUCCCAGAAAAGUAAGAACAUGCCGUCUCUGCAAACCGCACUGCCUCCUGAGCUCGCGAAUAAUGUGAUCAGACUUUACCGCGAGUGUCUUCGAAGAGCUAAAUAUGUUGGUCAUCGGCAACACAAUACGGAACUUGUGGUUGAUAUGGUGCGGCAGCAGUUCAAGAAACAUAUGCUUGAGACAGAUCCAGAGAAGAUUCAAAAGUUGAAGGAUGAUGCCGCAAGGGGACUUAUAAAUCAUAUACUAUUCGAGUCGGAGAGGCUGUCUGGUCGUAAAUUCAGCAGCUCUUGA
Prunus armeniaca (apricot) is the source of this 1713-nucleotide messenger RNA. The record is from the annotation of a GenBank genome assembly. Lineage: Eukaryota; Viridiplantae; Streptophyta; Magnoliopsida; Rosales; Rosaceae.